AUGCAGAGCAAGCUAGUUACCAAACAUCCGUCGCUUAAGCUUCUGUCACAUAAGCAGAUAAAGACGACGUUUUACCUCAAAACUCAGACACCGUACGUCUCUGCGUUGAAGCGAAUCAAUAAACUAAUGAGCCAGCUGCAGCGCCACGGUUCAAAGUACGUAACCGUUCUGGGCAUGGGAAAAGCAAGCGAGAAAACUUUGGCUGUUGCUUGCUACUUCCAAGAAGAGAAAGGCAAGAAGGUUGAAGUGCUGACGCAAAGUAUAGACGUUCUCGAUGAGAUUGUUAAAAGCGAUCCAGUGACAGAGGAUAUAGACGAACAGGAUGAUGGCACCCAAGAUGGUGACCGAGAGGUUGAGCUGCAAAAACGUACUAUUAGCGGUGUGGAAGUGCGAAUAUAUGCUUAG
Molecule: messenger RNA, 405 nt
Organism: Lachancea thermotolerans CBS 6340
Lineage: Eukaryota; Fungi; Ascomycota; Saccharomycetes; Saccharomycetales; Saccharomycetaceae
Gene: POP7
Product: ribonuclease P/MRP protein subunit POP7
Exons: 1
Coding region: 1-405 (134 amino acids)
Biological process (GO): tRNA 5'-leader removal; rRNA processing; nuclear-transcribed mRNA catabolic process, RNase MRP-dependent
Cellular component (GO): nucleolar ribonuclease P complex; ribonuclease MRP complex
Molecular function (GO): RNA binding
Source: RefSeq, a predicted model, not a curated record